AUGGACUGGGCUGAAGGAACGUCCAAUCAGGAUGUCGACUUCAUAUUUCCACUUCCUUUUCGUGAGUUGAAUCUGAUGAAGGACAAAACCAUUAGUCUGGUGGAUCUUAUCAAGCACUUUUCCCCAGACGUAACAGAUCCAAGAGUUUUCACCAAUUCAGAGCAAAAACCCAUGUUCAUCUUUGAUGGUCUGGAUGAAUGUCGACUUCCCCUUAACUUCUACUCAAACCCAGAGUGCUGUGAUCUGUCAGAGUCCGUCCCAGUCAAUGUGCUGCUAACAAACCUCAUCAAGGGGAAUCUGCUUCCAUCUGCUCUCCUCUGGAUCACCACCCGACCAGCAGCAGCUGGUCUAAUCCCUCCUGAGUGUGUGAGCCAGGUGACAGAAAUAAGGGGGUUUAACGACCCACAGAAGGAAGAGUACUUCAGGAAGAAACUCAGUGAUGAGAGCCUGGCCAGUAGAGUCAUUGCUCACCUGAAGUCAUCCAGGAGCCUCUACAUCAUGUGCCACAUUCCAGUCUUCAGUUGGAUUUCAGCUACAGUAGUAGAGAGAACAUCAGAUGGAUCAGGGUGCGUAGAAAUGCCAAGGACUCUUACGCAGAUGUACACACACUUCCUGAUCAUUCAGGUUACAAAUAAAAACGCCAAGUACACAGAGCUUGAAGGAAGAGAUGAAGAGAUGGUUUUCAAGCUGGGGAGACUGGCUUUCCAGCAACUGGAGAAGGGAAAUCUGAUCUUCUAUGAUGAAGACCUGAGAGAAUGUGGCAUUGAUGUCACAGAAGCAUCAGUGUUCUCAGGAGUAUGCACUCAGAUCUUCAAAGAGGAGGCUGGACUGUACCAGGGGAGAGUGUUCAGCUUUGUGCAUCUCAGCAUUCAGGAGUUCCUUGCAGCAUUAUAUGUGUUCCUCUGCUUCAGCAAUAGUGAGAGAAACAUGUACCAACAUGACCAACAGCAAACCUCUCAGCUCUCUGCUCUGUUCAGAGCAGCAACACUUCAAGACCUAUACAAGAUGGCCGUUGAUCUGGCUUUACAGAGUAGGAAUGGACACCUCGACCUUUUCCUCCGCUUCCUUAUGGGCCUCUCUCUGGAGUCCAAUCAGAACCUCUUAAUACACCUAAUGCCACAGAACGCUAGCCAAUCACAGAGCUCAGCGCCAACAGUGCAAUUAGUCAAACGCCACAUCAGGGAUUCUUCUAAUAGAGGCCACGUACAUCAAGACACCUGA
Messenger RNA from Engraulis encrasicolus (European anchovy), 1221 nucleotides. Its product is annotated as NLR family CARD domain-containing protein 3-like. The record is from RefSeq and is a predicted model, not a curated record. The coding region runs from base 1 to 1221 and encodes 406 amino acids. The transcript is spliced from 2 exons. Gene Ontology annotation, biological process: intracellular signal transduction. Lineage: Eukaryota; Metazoa; Chordata; Actinopteri; Clupeiformes; Engraulidae.